UCCAAUUAAAUAAAUUAAACCCCGAAUUAUAGAGAAUCCUAAAAUCAAUGGAGCUCUCCAAGUGCCCAGCUCUAAUUCUCCUCCUCCUCAAUCUCUACUCUUUCGGAUUCGGAUCUUUAUCAGAAUCCGUAACCGGAGGAUUUCUCCGGCGAGCGAAGGAGUCGGAGUUCGUGGACUGGAUGGUUGGAAUCAGGAGGAGGAUCCACGAGAAUCCUGAGCUCGGAUACGAAGAAUUCGAGACGAGUAAGCUCAUCAGAAAGGAAUUGGACUCUUUGGGGAUUCGAUAUGAGCAUCCGGUCGCGGUUACGGGUGUUGUAGGAUACGUUGGGACUGGAGAAGCUCCGUUUGUAGCUUUGAGAGCUGAUAUGGAUGCCCUCCCGAUGCAGGAGAAUGUGGAAUGGGAGCACAAAAGUAAAGUCCCCGGGAAAAUGCAUGCCUGCGGUCAUGACGGACAUGUUACUAUGCUGCUAGGUGCUGCUAAGAUCCUUCAGGAGCAUCGUGAUGAGCUGAAGGGAACCGUCGUACUCCUUUUCCAACCAGCCGAAGAAGGAGGUGGCGGGGCAGAGAAAAUGAUUGAAGCUGGAGCUGUAAAGAACGUCGAUGUUAUUUUUGGGUGUCAUCUUGCUACAGACAUUCCUCUUGGUGUUGUGUCAUCCAGACCAGGGCCAAUAAUGGCUGGGAGUGGGUUCUUUGAGGCAGUAAUCAGUGGGAAGGGAGGUCAUGCAGCCAUUCCUCAGCACACAAUAGAUCCAAUUUUAGCUGCAUCCAAUGUGAUUGUAAGCUUGCAACAUCUGGUUUCACGCGAGGCUGACCCCUUGGACUCUCAGGUGGUAACAGUAGCUAAAUUUCAAGGAGGCGGUGCAUUCAAUGUUAUUCCUGACUCUAUUACUAUUGGUGGCACUUUUCGCGCCUUCUCAAAAGAAAGCUUUUCUCAACUAAAGCAGCGAAUUAAGGAGGUAAUUGUUUCACAAGCAUCAGUGCAACGAUGCACUGCAACUGUUGAUUUCCUCAAUGGAAAAUACCCAUUCUUUCCUGUGACAACAAAUAGUGAAAACCUCCACAAUUACUUUCAGAAGGUUGCUGUAGAUAUGCUUGGAACCGAGAACGUCAGGUUGAGACUCCCUAUGAUGGGAUCUGAAGACUUUUCCUUCUUCACCGAGGCGGUACCUGAGGCAUGCUACUACUUCGUUGGCAUGAACGAUGAAUCCAAAGGGAAGUUGUACCCCGGCCAUUCUCCUUACUUCACAAUCAAUGAAGAGGCUCUUCCUUAUGGCGCUGCUCUUCAUGCAUCUUUGGCUAUGAAUUACCUCUCUGAGCUCAGUGGUAGCCCACCCAAGGUUGGAGGUGCUUCUCAUGAUGAACUUUAGAAUUUCUACUUGUUUGAUAGGGGCAGCCACUUAACUUCUCCUCUUGACAUGAAAACUUAUGUGCAGUGAUUUGCACUCUGCAAUGUACUGUAUUUGCUUAGCAGGGUGGUCUUGAGCUUUAUUGCUCCCCUCGUGCGAGUUGUUGAAUACAGGAGGGGAUGGAGUUCUAUAUAUAAUUGUUACAUUAGGAGUUUGCUUUCUGUAAACGGAGCAAUAUGUGCAGGUUAAUACUUAGAAUCAUUUUCUGUGUC
This is a messenger RNA of Asparagus officinalis (garden asparagus), 1618 nucleotides long. Its product is annotated as IAA-amino acid hydrolase ILR1-like 1. Gene Ontology annotation, molecular function: IAA-Ala conjugate hydrolase activity. The coding region runs from base 48 to 1367 and encodes 439 amino acids. The transcript has 5 exons. Lineage: Eukaryota; Viridiplantae; Streptophyta; Magnoliopsida; Asparagales; Asparagaceae. Gene Ontology annotation, biological process: auxin metabolic process. The record is from RefSeq and is a predicted model, not a curated record. Gene Ontology annotation, cellular component: endoplasmic reticulum.